AUGUCAGAGGUUGUAGAAUACUCCCAGAAAGAAAUUUGGCUGCACAAUAGCGCAGAAGAUGCGUGGAUGGUCAUUCAUGGAGAAGUCUACGAUGUGACAAAGUAUAUCCAGAGCCAUCCUGGUGGUGUAGACGUGCUCAUAGAGGCAGCUGGCACCAAUGCUAGUGAGGCUUUCGACAAUGCCGGCCACUCAGACGAUGCCUUCGACUUAAUGAUGCCACUACGAAUAGGCAAACUCAAGGGAUACAAAGAAAUAAAAGCGAGAAUCGCACUUGCCAACCCAUCAACGCCUCCGAAACGCUAUACUUCAUCAACUACGAAGAAAGCCAUGUCUAGCACCACCAAGUACACCAUAGUUUCACUUGGCACUGCUGCCUUAUACUAUGGCCUUACUACCUACGGCGUGAAUCGCCAUCUGAUGUCUCAAGCCUCAUCAAUUGGCAAGAAUCUCAUCACAUUUGCGCCAAAGUGGGCUGCCUCUUCUGACACUGUUGUUGCUUCCACCUCCACAAAACCUAGUUUUGCGAUGGGAUUGCUAGUUGGAGCCGGUGUUCUAGCAUCAGUCCAUACUCUGAUUGUUCGUAGGCUGCUCAAGAUUGUCAUUUCCUUAGACUCACCAAAGUAUCCCUACCAUUUCAAGGUGCCAAAGACUCCCGAGUUCAAUCUUCUACAGCAAAGGGGAUGGCUAGACUCGGAGGCAGCUGCAUCUGCGAUUCCUCUAGCCAAAAAAGAGUUGGUGUCGCCAAAUGUAUACCGUCUAACAUUCACCUUGCCCUCUUCGCAUCCCAUACUUGGUUUGCCAACGGGCCAGCAUGUUGCCAUUACCGCAGUUAUUGACGGGGAAACUGUAACGCGAUCCUAUACUCCGACGUCGAAUAACGCCGACAAGGGCAUUCUGGAGCUCCUUAUCAAGAUUUACCCCAACGGGAAAAUGACAAAUGGCUAUUUAGCCAACCUAAACAUUGGCGAUGAGGUUCACUUCAGGGGUCCCAAAGGAGCGAUGCGAUACUCUCGGAAAUUAUGCAAGAAGAUAGGCAUGGUAGCUGGUGGCACGGGAAUUACACCUAUGUUCCAGAUUAUCCGGGCCAUCUGCGAAAGCGACCGUGAUACCACAGAGAUCAGUCUCAUCUACGCCAACCGAACAGAACAGGAUAUCCUUCUCAGGGAGGAGCUGGAUACUUUUGCUAGGCGAUACCCAAAGAUCUUCAAAGUUUACUAUAUACUUGAGAAUCAUUCUUCUGAGUGGAAAUUUGGAUCUGGCUAUGUAACGAAGGACAUGAUGGCUGAGAUGUUCCCUUCUCCGGGCGGAGAGGGAAGCAAAGUUAUGAUCUGUGGACCGCCUGCAAUGGUUAUUGCGGCCAAGAAGUCGCUUGUGAGCUUAGGGUAUAAGCACCCUGGAGGAAGUGCAAAGAUGAGCGACGAAAUCUUUGUCUUCUAA
Messenger RNA from Trichoderma aggressivum f. europaeum, 1437 nucleotides. RefSeq lists its product as uncharacterized. Lineage: Eukaryota; Fungi; Ascomycota; Sordariomycetes; Hypocreales; Hypocreaceae. The record is from RefSeq and is a predicted model, not a curated record. Gene Ontology annotation, cellular component: endoplasmic reticulum. The transcript is spliced from 2 exons. Bases 1 to 1437 code for a protein of 478 amino acids. Gene Ontology annotation, molecular function: heme binding; oxidoreductase activity.